Messenger RNA from Malurus melanocephalus (red-backed fairy wren), 3783 nucleotides. RefSeq names its product low-density lipoprotein receptor-related protein 1B-like. The transcript has 11 exons. The annotation marks the transcript as partial. The record is from RefSeq and is a predicted model, not a curated record. Lineage: Eukaryota; Metazoa; Chordata; Aves; Passeriformes; Maluridae.
GUCUCGUAGUUGAUCAGUACAGCCAGCGCUUGUUCUGGGCUGAUUUUGAAUUAUCUGUUAUUGGCAGUGUCCUUUUUGAUGGCUCCGAUUCAGUUGUGUCUGUGAGCACAAAACAAGGUUUACUGCAUCCACAUAGAAUCGACAUUUUUGAGGAUUACAUAUAUGGAGCAGGCCCCAAAAAUGGUGCAUUUAGAGUGCACAAAUUUGGCAGGAGCCUUGUAGAAUACCUAAGUGUGGAUGUUGAUAAAGCAAAAAGUGCCUUGAUUUUUCACCGCUACAAACAAAUGGACUUGCCUAAUCCAUGCUUGGACCUGACGUGUGAAUUCAUCUGUUUACUCAACCCUUCUGGUGCAACGUGUGCUUGUCCAGAAGGAAAAUCAUUGAUGAAUGGAACAUGCAUUGAUCAGAGCCUCUUAGAUGACAGCUGUAAAUUAAGCUGUGAGAACGGAGGGAAGUGCAUUAUCAACGAGAAGGGGGAUCCUCGGUGCCACUGCUGGCCCAGCUACUCUGGUGAAAGGUGUGAAACCAAUCACUGCUACAACUACUGCCAGAAUGGAGGAACUUGCGGGGCCUCUCUCCUUGGCCGGCCGACCUGCAGUUGUGCUCUGGGCUUCACGGGGCCGAGCUGCAAUCAGACAGUGUGCGAGCGCUUCUGCCACAACGGGGGCAGCUGCGGGGUCACUGCUGGGAACCAACCCUUCUGUGCCUGCCUGCCCGAGUACACGGGGGACAGGUGCCAGUACUAUGUUUGCCACCACUACUGCGUGAAUUCGGAAUCGUGCACGAUCUCUGACGAUGGGAGUGUGGAAUGUGUGUGCCCAGUGCGGUUUGAAGGUCCAAAAUGUGAGGUGGACAAGUGCCUGAGGUGCCACGGGGGACACUGCAUCAUAAACAAGGACAGCAAUGACAUAGUGUGCAAUUGCACUAAUGGAAAGAUUGCCUCUACCUGUCAGCUGUGUGAUGGCUACUGCUACAAUGGUGGUACCUGUCAGCUGGACCCYGAGACAAAUAUCCCUGUCUGUCUAUGCUCAGCCAACUGGUCAGGCACGCAGUGUGAGAGGCCAGCUCCCAAAAGCAGCAAGUCUGACAACAUCAGCACAAGAAGUAUAGCAAUCAUUGUUCCCCUCGUUCUGCUGGUGACUUUGAUCACUACUCUGGUAAUUGGACUAUUUCUUUGCAAAAGAAAACGAAGGACAAAAACUAUCAGAAGACAACCCAUGAUAAAUGGAGGAAUCAAUGUAGAAAUCGGCAAUCCAUCAUAUAACAUGUAUGAGGUGGGCCAYGACCACAGUGAAGGUGGUCUCUUAGCCCCAGAUUUUACUCUAAAUGCAGAAAAGCCAACGAAUUACGCCAAUCCAGUAUAUGCAAAGUUAUACGUGGAUGGACAAAACUGUCGAAACUCCUUAGCAAGCGUCGAUGAAAGAAGAGAACUUCUUCCAAAGAAAAUAGAUAUUGGGAUAAGGGAGACUGUGGCAUAAUCUGCUGUUACCUUUUAUACUCUGUAUAAAUGUAUAAAAUAUAAGGAUUACUUUUCUAUGUACCAACAGUAUUAUAAUUGUUUUGGCAUCAGCAUUACCUCUGUUUUUUGUUUGGUUGAUUGUUUUCUGGGUUUUUCUUUUGCUGAUGACUUUUGACUGACCAUUUGUAAGGUAUUUUUAUGAAAAAGAAACUGCACUACGGUAAAAUUUACAACAAUGCUGCUGAAAUAACACACCUUUAAAUUUGUUAAAAUGGCAAACAACAUAUUCGUUUGUAGCGUGAAAAUGAGCAAUCUAUUUUCUAUGAACUUUUUUGGUUCUACUUAAUCGAUGAAGAUGGUAUCUGCACUUUUUCAUUAUGUAGUCUGGAAGCUGUAGUACAGUGUGUAAUUUUGUUUAUUUUAAAUGGUGAAAGAAUGAUUGAAUGGUCUACUCUCUUCUUUGUGCCCAUUAGAACUUCUCUUCAGAUCCUGAUGAAGCUAGAUAACUUUUCACAAACAAGCAUAACUUGCUUUUAAAUUAGCUUUAGGUUGCCAAGAAGUAAACGAGACUAUAGAAGUGAAACAUCUAAUGAUCUGCAUGAACACAAUGAUUAUGUUUCAGAAAUUCAGUGACUGUACAUGAUAUACUAAACAUAUAUACCAUGUAAACAAGCUUUGUAUUUAUUAAAACCUUAUAGAACAUAGUAACGAUAUAUCUUGGAAGCGGAAACCUUACUUGCUGUGGGACAAAAGCAUACGAACUCCAACAGUCCUGUAGGACAGUAGCCACCCUAGAGCACAAGAGGGCAUUGCCUACACAUGCUUUACAUGUUUAUUCACUUAAUCACAAUCAGUAUGUAUGGAUUAAUAACUCCCCRAGCAGUAGGGAAGAAGCCAGACCCCAAACCUUAAGCACACUCAGAUGAUCACARCAUUCGGUUUUGACAAUCACGAGAAAACCCUCGCACCUGUUUAGUGACAUUAAAGGGUUCAAAACACAGCAGUUUCUUUAAAUUAAGAUAAACUGUGAUAUUGUGGAGGUAAAACGAGCCUAACUGCAUAUUAGUGAAACCUUAGCAAAGCCCACGUUUCUGUAGUCUGGGUUAAAUGUCRAAGUCCAAGUAUCAAAAGUGAAAAGCAUCAGUAUCAGUUUCCAGCACUUCUCYGACCUGGUCUGUUUUCUGUUGUUGCAAAGAAGCAAAAUCCGAAUCAACUUUUUUAAUUUUGAUGGAAAUAAAGAAUGCAAUUACUUUCAGGUUUGAACUGAAUCAAAAUAUUUUAUACAUAACUUUAAAGGCACAAAAGAUGUAUUCACACAUAUACUGCAGAGGACCCUUCCUUCCUCUGCUAGACAUGACUGACUUUUAGCUAUCAUAAUAUAUUAACCUAACAGAUUAAAUAUGUUUGUGGUUGCUCUUUAUUCCCUUUGUACAAGCAUUACAAAAAUAACUGCUGUUUUAUAAGAGAUUUUUGUUGUACUAUUGUGCAUGCAUACUACCUAUUUCUAAACUUUGCCAUAUUGGGGCCUUUAUAAAACUCUUGAUUUAUGUAAUACUAGUGCAAUUUUGCUUGAACGAUGUUAUGCAUAUCAUAAACUUUUUCAGGUUCUUGUUUAAGUACAUUUUUUUAAAUUGAACAGUAUUUUUCAUUUUGGUUAUAAUAGUCAUUUUGCCUAUGUUUCUACAAUGAAGUGUUAAAUACUUUAUAAAAAAAAUUGUUGACUGAUUUAUUUAAAUGAAAAUCUACAUACUUAAUUCAGUGUGUUGACUAAUUUUUAAAUUUAACUUMUAAAAUGAAAGUUAAAGAAAGAGCAAAUUGAAGCAAAAGAACAUUACUUUGUACAGAUGGCUAAAUCCCUUUUCUUAAAGAAAAUUUUUGCUUUUGAUACAAAUUCUCUUUGAAUGUUUUUGCAGCYCUGCACGUGUUUGGAUAACUUAGGUGUAUAGCUGUAUAUUAAUGUCAAUAGAACUUUAAAGCUAUUAUUUUUUCUAUCAAAGUACUGUAUUAAAUAGUUUCAUACCACACAGCUAUGAUUCCACAGGUUCUGCAUUUUUUUUCUGCUGGCAUCACCAGAUGUGGAUUAGGCCCUCAUUUUUUUUCCACACUUAGAGUUGUUAUGAAACAUAAGUAGCUGGAAAUUUCAGUAAUACUCAUUUUCUGUCAGAGAAUUCUUUUGUCUUCAGUACUCAGAUAGACCUAAAUUUUAACUAGUGGGUACAAAAGUAACAUGAGUUUGAAAUCAUGAAUUCUUACAYGAGUCUGAGCAAUUUUACUUAUUGUGCUGUCUCUGUUUCCCUUCAGUGAGACAAUUUAUUUACUUUCUU